This is a messenger RNA of Perca flavescens (yellow perch), 1001 nucleotides long. RefSeq names its product involucrin. The coding region runs from base 205 to 654 and encodes 149 amino acids. The record is from RefSeq and is a predicted model, not a curated record. Lineage: Eukaryota; Metazoa; Chordata; Actinopteri; Perciformes; Percidae. The transcript has 4 exons.
GUUGUGACUGUAAACUGCCUGCAGGCUUUUAUUUUGAAGGCUGAGGUGUCAGCUGACAGGAAGCUGUUCCCAGACAGAAGGAGAGACUCGUAGCGUUCAGACACUCAGUAGAACAUGUAGUUAUGUGUUUAUGUAUCUAGUAUACCUAUAUAUUUAAUAUAUAUUUAAUAUAUAUUAGUAUAUUUAGUAUAUAUUUACCUUGUGAUGGAUCCUGUGAGCAGGACGUCCUGUCUGCUGCGACUCAGAGAAAACUGUCCAAUCAGGAAGCUCCUCAGACGGACCUACGAUGUGUCGGCAGCAAACUCUUCUCCCAUUGGCUCCUACUGGAACAAUGUAGCCCCACCCACCUGCAGCCAGCCAAUCACAGAGAGGUCGCAGCCCCUCCCCCAUCCCUCGUGCUGCCAGAGGGUCUCUUCUCCCGACCAAUCAGAGGCAGCCGCAGAUGUUCCCAUGGAGGAGGAGACCCAGCAGAACCAGAACCAGCAGAACCAGACCCAGCAGAACCAGGAAACCCAGCAGAACCAGACCCAGCAGAACCAGGAAACCCAGCAGAACCAGAACCAGACCCAGGGGAACCCCGAGGACCGAGCAGAAGACUGCAUGGAUCUGGACGAGGAAGUUGAUCCUGAAACUGGAGAGAAAGCUCAGGGAUGAGCCGACCAAUCAGAGCCGACCGAUCAGAGCCGACCAAUCAGAGCCAACCGAUCAGAGCCGACCAAUCAGAGAUGUUCUGCUCUUAGAGACGAGGCUACAUUCGGCCGGACGCUGUUUUUAACGCGAAGAAAGAGAUCAAAGGGUUAAAAGAUGAUCAGCUGUUAUUUUGGAUGUUCUGAUGAACUUUGUUUUAUGUUUCAUGUAUUCUGUGUUAAAAGUUAAAGUUGUUUCCACGACAACAGACAAACUAUUUUUGAUGAAAAAACAGUUUUAUUGUAAAAGAGAAAAAACACAUUAAAUAAUCUGAUAUUUUCAUAUUUACAGUCUGUGGAUCCUUUCACAAUAAA